Molecule: messenger RNA, 1391 nt
Organism: Rhizophagus irregularis DAOM 181602=DAOM 197198
Lineage: Eukaryota; Fungi; Glomeromycota; Glomeromycetes; Glomerales; Glomeraceae
Source: RefSeq, a predicted model, not a curated record
AUGAAUCUAGGAGAUUUGUUUCGCGGAUACCGUCGUCGUAGCGAACCUCCAAUCCUCUUUAUAUUAAAACUUUUUAUAAUGAUUAUAUUUAUAGCUUGUUUGACAGCCUACCUCUCUUUUGUAAUAAAAGAUGUAAUUUUCGAUGCUCCAAUUAUCAAAACUUCUUUUAUUAAUUCUAUUUUUCGUCCUCCAAGAAAUGGAAGUUCAGAUCCUAGUUCAGAUCCUAAAAUGGUAGAUUGUAUGUCAGAUAUGACUCUCCCUGAUGUAAAAUAUGGGUCAAUACAAGUUUAUCUUGGAGCUUAUCAACCAUCACAAGAUAUUAUGUUUUAUAAUUUUAGUGAAUCAAAUAAUUUAUAUGGGUUAACGUCUAUAAUGAUAGACCUUAUCACUAAUGAUAGUAAUUAUACAUCCGAUGAAUUGUUCCAACCCUCAUUUGAAAUAAAUGCUUUUGAUUCAGAUUACGAUCCGUUUACUAAGUAUAUCAAGGAAAAGAAAUAUUAUGAAUUAGAGACUACUACUUCAGGUUCAAGUUUUGAUGAUACAAUUUCCACAAUGAACGCAUAUUAUUUAGUGACAAAUCAGUUAUACCAAUUUAUAUAUUCUCGUAAAAUUAAAGAGUUUAUAAUACCAAGUUGGAUAAAUGAUUUUGGUAUUAUUCCCCCUAGUUAUGAAACAAAGCCAUAUAUUGAAACUACUUUAUUGUCAAGUCCAUUACCAAUAAAUAAUAUAAUCAAUCCAAAUAGAGUAUCUAUUUCGAUACGUCCCAUAAGUCGUACCACUCAAGUAGAUAAAGAAUACCUAAAUGGUAUAGGUUUAGUAGGUGGUGCGUGGGGAUUAGCAACAGCGGCAUAUGCAUUGCUUUUUGGUGCGGACCAAUUACGACCAUGGGGAAUCGUACAAUCAUAUUGCUGCGGACUUUCUCGAUUAACAAGAAAAAGGUUUCAGAAAACCUUUCCAAUAAUUCCAUUUUUUGAUACAUCAUAUACAAAUACUAAAAAUCGUGAUUCUUCAAAUCACGAUCUUUCAUUAGCUGAGGAAAAUGAAUUGAGAAUUAAUAAUUUGGAAUUAUUUUUACGAGAAUAUGUUGUUGAUGUACAUUAUUUAGACGGUAUCCGGAAUAAAUUAGUUAAAUCUGGAGAGACUUCGAAUUCUGCAACUGACACUAUGAAUAAUCUUAAUAACCAAGCGAUACAAAUAUGAUAAUCCAAAUACGAAUUCAAUGUAUUCUACUACUGUACAGCAACAGAAAAGUUUAAUAACUACAGGUCCGCAAAUUUCACUCAAAAUUCAACGACAUCCAAUCACAGUCAAGUAGUACAGUUAAUGUUUCUGAUAUCCCUGUAAAAAUUUAAUCCGAAUAUUUCGUAUUUUCCGUAAAAGUUCCAUAAAAU